Molecule: messenger RNA, 3005 nt
Organism: Dipodomys ordii (Ord's kangaroo rat)
Lineage: Eukaryota; Metazoa; Chordata; Mammalia; Rodentia; Heteromyidae
Gene: Gaa
Product: glucosidase, alpha; acid
Exons: 19
Coding region: 23-2881 (952 amino acids)
Biological process (GO): lysosome organization; glycogen catabolic process
Cellular component (GO): lysosomal membrane
Molecular function (GO): alpha-1,4-glucosidase activity; carbohydrate binding
Source: RefSeq, a predicted model, not a curated record
UCCAGACUCUGCCCGCUGCACCAUGGGUGUGAGGCGGCACCCCCGCCCCCACCCACUGGUGGGGGUCUGCGCCCUCCUCUCCUUGGCCGCAGCCGCCCUGCUGGGGCACGUCCUGCUGCGUGACGUCCUGGUGGUUCCCCAAGAGCCGCGUGGCCCCUCUGGAGGACUGGAGGUGACUCCUGGAGCUCAGCAGCAUGGAGCUGGCGGGCCGGGGCCCCAGCACACCCAGCAGCGCCCUGGCCAGCGCUGGGCAGCACCCACACAGUGCGACGUGUCCCCGAACAACCGCUUCGACUGCGCCCCAGACAGGGCCAUCACGCAGAACGAGUGCGAGGCCCGUGGCUGCUGCUACGCCCCGACACAGCCGGGCCCCCGGGAGCCCCUGAGGGGGCAGCCCUGGUGCUUCUUCCCGCCCAGCUACCCCAGCUACCGGCUGAAGGGCCUGAAGCCCUCAGAGACAGGCUACACAGCCGCGCUGGUCCGGGGCACGCCCGCCUUCCUCCCAAAGGACAUCCUGGUCCUACAGCUGGAUGUGCUGAUGGAGACCGACACCCGCCUGCGCCUCACGAUCAAAGACCCCUCCAGCAAGCGCUAUGAGGUGCCCCUGGAGACACCACAUGUCCACAGCCGGGCGCCGUCCCCGCUCUACAGCGUGGAGUUCUGGGAGGAGCCCUUCGGGGUGGUUGUGCGCAGGAAGUCCGAUGGCUGGGUGCUGCUGAACACGACGGUGGCCCCCCUGAUCUUUGCUGACCAGUUCCUGCACCUGUCCACUUCGCUGGCCUCCCGCUACGUCACGGGCCUUGGCGAGCGCCUCAGCCCCCUGAUGCUCAGCACCGACUGGAGCCGGGUUACCCUCUGGAACCGGGACCUGGCGCCCACACCCGGAGCCAACCUCUACGGCUCGCACCCCUUCUACAUGGUCCUCGAGGACGGCGGCUCCGCGCACGGCGUCUUCCUGCUGAACAGCAACGCCAUGGACGUGGUCCUGCAGCCCAGCCCAGCCCUCACCUGGAGGUCCACAGGAGGGAUCUUGGAUCUGUACGUCUUUCUCGGGCCAGAGCCCAAGAGCGUGGUGCAGCAGUACCUGGAUGUCGUGGGCUUCCCGUUCAUGCCUCCGUACUGGGGCCUGGGCUUCCAUCUCUGCCGCUGGGGCUACUCCUCCACCGCCAUCGUCCGCCAGGUGGUGGAGAACAUGACCCAGGCUCGCUUCCCCCUGGAUGUGCAGUGGAAUGACCUGGACUACAUGGAUGCCCGCAGGGACUUUACCUUCAACAAGGAAGGGUUCGCAGACUUCCCGGACACAGUUCGGGAGCUGCACCAGGGUGGCCGGCGGUACGUGAUGAUCGUGGAUCCUGCCAUCAGCAGCGGCAGCCCUGCGGGGAGCUACAGGCCCUACGACGAGGGUCUGCGGAGAGGGGUGUUCGUCACCAACGCCACCGGGCAGCCGCUGAUCGGGAAGGUAUGGCCUGGGUCCACCGCCUUCCCCGAUUUCACCAACCCUGAGACCCUCAACUGGUGGCGGGACAUGGUGGCCGAGUUCCACGCCCAGGUGCCCUUCGAUGGCAUGUGGAUUGACAUGAAUGAGCCCUCCAACUUCGUGAGGGGCUCUGAGCACGGCUGCCCCGACAACACUCUGGAAAACCCGCCCUAUGUGCCCGGGGUGGUUGGUGGGACCCUGCAGGCGGCCACCAUCUGUGCCUCCAGCUUGCAGUUCCUGUCCACGCACUACAACCUCCACAACCUGUAUGGCCUGACUGAGGCCAUCGCCUCCAGCAGGGCCCUGGAGAAGGUUCGAGGCACACGAUCCUUUGUGAUCUCCCGCUCGACGUUCUCCGGCCAUGGCCACUAUGCAGGCCACUGGACGGGGGACGUGUGGAGCAGCUGGGAGCAGCUGGCCUACUCUGUGCCAGAAAUCCUGCAGUUUAGCCUGCUGGGGGUGCCCCUGGUCGGCGCGGACAUCUGCGGCUUCCUGGGCAAUACCUCGGAGGAGCUGUGCGUGCGCUGGACCCAGCUGGGCGCCUUCUACCCCUUCAUGCGGAACCACAAUGACCUGCUCAGCCAGCCCCAGGAGCCGUACAGGUUCAGCCCGCCGGCCCAGCAGGCUAUGAGGAAGGCCCUGGCCCUGCGCUACGCGCUGCUGCCCCACCUCUACACGCUCUUCCACCGCGCCCACGUCCGCGGGGACACCGUGGCCCGGCCUCUCUUCCUGGAGUUCCCCACAGACUCUGGCACGUGGCUGGUGGACCGCCAGCUCUUGUGGGGGGAGGCCCUCCUCAUCACGCCUGUGCUGGACCCCGGGAAGGACGAGGUGACAGGCUACUUCCCCUCGGGCACGUGGUAUGACCUGCAGACGGUGCCAAUAGACACCUUCGGCAGCCUCCCUCUUCCGCUGUCAACACGUGGCAGGACUGCCAUCCACAGCCGGGGACAGUGGGUGACGCUGCCAGCCCCGCUGGACACCAUCAACGUCCACCUGCGGGCGGGGUACAUCGUGCCUUUACAGGGCACCGCCCUCACAACCACUGAGUCCCGCAAGCAGCCCAUGGCCCUGGCUGUGGCCCUGGCAGCUGGCGGCGAGGCCCGUGGGGAGCUGUUCUGGGACGAUGGGGAGAGCCUGGGGGUGCUGGAGGCAGGGGCCUACACGGAGGUCACCUUCUCUGCCAAGAAUAACACGGUCGUGAGCCGGCCGGUGCACGUGAGCAGGGAAGGCGCAGACUUGCAGCUGAGCAGGGUGGUGGUGCUGGGGGUGUCCGCAGCCCCCCAGCAGGUCCUCUCCGACGGCAUCCCCGUCUCCAACUUCACCUACAACCCCAGCAGCCAGCUCCUGGCUAUCCCCGUCUCACUGUCCAUGGGACAGCAGUUUUGCAUCAGCUGGGCCUAGCAGAUGCACGGUGGUGUGCAGGGGCAGAGGUGCCGCCCGGGGCGGAGGCCAGCGCAUGACAGCGCACCACGGACAGCUCCUGGGGCUGACCCUGGUCUGAAGCUCCCGGAGAGCUCCUGCUGUC